Molecule: messenger RNA, 1473 nt
Organism: Onychomys torridus (southern grasshopper mouse)
Lineage: Eukaryota; Metazoa; Chordata; Mammalia; Rodentia; Cricetidae
Product: PRAME family member 20-like
Exons: 3
Coding region: 1-1473 (490 amino acids)
Biological process (GO): positive regulation of cell population proliferation; negative regulation of cell differentiation; negative regulation of apoptotic process
Cellular component (GO): cytoplasm
Source: RefSeq, a predicted model, not a curated record
AUGAGUGUUUGGACUCCACCCACACUGGAGGAGCUGGCAAGGCAGGCGCUGCUGACAAAUGAGGCCUUGGCCAUCUCUGCUCUGCAGACCCUGCCCUGUAAGCUCUUCCCAGUACUGUUCAAGGACGCCUUCAAGGGCAGACACACUAGGAUUGUGAAGGCAAUGGUGGCAGCCUGGCCAUACUCCUGCCUCCCUGUGGGGACAUUGAUGAAGACCCCCAACUUGGAAACCUUCCAGGCUGUGCUAGAUGGAGUAGACCUGAUGCUGAAAAGAGAGUUGCACCCCAGGAGGGGGAAACUUCAGGUGCUCGACCUGAGGAAUGUUCAACAUGAAUUCUGGAACACAUGGACUAGAAGAGAGGAUGGGGACUGCUCAGCAGAGACUGUGGAUGAGAGGCCUGUAGUGAAGGUCCUUCCCAGAUAUGCACUGAGGCGGCGGCGUCUGAAGGUGGUAACUGACCUCUACCUCAGGCUCCCUCUGAAUGCAGAGCAAGCAUGCUUCUUGAAGUGGGUCCAGCAGAGAAAAGGCUUUCUACAGCUAUACUGUAUGAAGAUGGAGGUCUCCACUGUUCCAGUGCGCACUGUGAAAGACAUCUUGAAUGAUUUCCACCCAAGACACAUUGAGGAGCUGGAAUUGAACCUGGACUGGGAUGUGUCCACACUGGCACCAUUUGCUCCCUGCCUUGGACAGAUGAGAAGUCUUCGCAAACUCUCCCUGAAAAACACUGACCAGAGCACUUUCAGUGUUUACAGGACAACAGACAGAGAAGAGAAGUGUAUCAGCAAGGUCGUUGCCCAGUUCUCCAAACUCCACUGUCUGCAGCAUCUCUCCAUUAAUGACAUCUUUAUCAAAGACCACAUGAAACAAAUACUCAGGCGCCUGACAACCCCCUUGGAUACUCUCUCCAUCAAAAACUGUGAUCUGUCAAGGUCCGACUUGGAUUAUUUCCCCAGGAGCCACAGCCUGUGUCAGCUAAAACAUCUGGACUUGAGAGAAUCCUCGUUUUUGACUUCAUGUCUCAAGCCUCUUGGAGUGCUGCUAGAGAAUGUAGCAGAUACUCUGGAGUCUCUGGACUUGCAGGGUUGUGGUAUCAAGGACUCUCAGCUCACUGACCUCAUCCCUGCCCUCAGCAAGUGCUCCCAGCUCACCGAGGUUAACUUUUCAUACAAUGACUUCUCUAUGCCCAUCCUGGAGGACCUUUUGCGUCACACAGCCAACCUGACCAAGAUGAAUGUGGAGCAGUACCCUGCCCCUCUGCAAUGCUAUGAUGAUUUCGGUUACAUUGAGGAAGACAAAUAUGCCCAACUUUGUCUUGAGCUCAUGGAUACACUAAGAGCCUUAAGGCAGCCCAGGAGGAUCUUCUUCUCCACCAAUGCCUGCCAUGAAUGUGGUGAGGACUGUGAAUAUGGUGAGGACUGUGAAGAUAAUGAUUGCUGUGUCUUUCACCUGGAGCUUUGUACUUGCUGGAGGUAA